Messenger RNA from Zophobas morio, 843 nucleotides. RefSeq names its product protein takeout-like. Bases 1 to 843 code for a protein of 280 amino acids. The record is from RefSeq and is a predicted model, not a curated record. Lineage: Eukaryota; Metazoa; Arthropoda; Insecta; Coleoptera; Tenebrionidae. The transcript has 6 exons.
AUGAAGUCUUUAGCAAUACUUUGUGCCCUUUUCGUGGUUUCGGACUGUGUUAAAAUGCCCUCCACUUUCCAAAAAUGCACCAGAAACAAAAGCGACUUUAAUCAGUGUUUGUUGAAAGCUGUUGAAAAUGCUGUGCAUCAGCUGAAUCACCCAAUGAUGGCUGUGGGUUUGAUUAGUUUAGAACCUCUGGAAGUCUCUUCUAUUAACGUCUCGCCGGGAACAGGAGCAGCCCAGUUUACCCAAAUUUACAAAAAUGUGAAAAUUUACGGUUUUAGCAAAGCGAAAUUCUCAAAAUUUGACUUUGACUUUGAUAAGAAAACAAUCACUUUUGAGUGCAGUGUUUCAAAUAUUCGAGUGGAGGCUGAAUACGAUUUUAAAGGGAGAAUUAUGGUUAUUCCCUUUAAUGGAAAAGGUUCCGCUGUUAUUACACUUGACGAUGUGAACUUCGUAUUUACGUUUAAUUUGGAUGAGUAUGACAAGAGUGGAGAGAAAUAUUAUAAAAUUAAAAAGAGCACACUUGUUGCGGGACCACAAUUAAUCCAUUUUCAGUUAGAUAAUUUGUUUGGUGAAGAUGAAGCGCUAGGGAAGCACCUCAAUGACGUUUUUAAUGAGAACUGGAAGGCACUUUGGGACGAUGUCGAAAGCAGUUACGAGGAGCUUCUAUCUAGUGUGACCAAACAGAAAAACAAAACUAAAUGGAUGAGAAACAAUAGUCAAUCUCAGUCUCUAAAAGUUGACCAGGGGAAGCUAUUUUUGAAAAUUUGGAGGAGGUUCGCGGGCCGCUGGUUGUCGACAGCUGGCCUAAGUAGUUUGGUUGUCACCAAAGGAUUAGAAAUUCCAUAA